This is a messenger RNA of Populus euphratica (Euphrates poplar), 664 nucleotides long. RefSeq names its product Ribosomal protein L18e/L15 superfamily protein. The coding region runs from base 89 to 529 and encodes 146 amino acids. The record is from RefSeq and is a predicted model, not a curated record. The transcript has a single exon. Lineage: Eukaryota; Viridiplantae; Streptophyta; Magnoliopsida; Malpighiales; Salicaceae. Gene Ontology annotation, molecular function: structural constituent of ribosome. Gene Ontology annotation, biological process: translation. Gene Ontology annotation, cellular component: ribosome; cytosolic large ribosomal subunit.
UAUUUUCCAAACCCUAAGACCGUUUACUCUGGUCUCUCCGCAGCCGUUCAAACCCUAGACAACCGAUAUCUACCCCUCUCACCGAAAAAUGACGACCCGCUUCAAGAAGAACCGGAAGAAGAGAGGGCACGUCAGUGCUGGCCAUGGACGUAUCGGCAAGCACAGGAAGCAUCCAGGAGGUCGUGGUAAUGCUGGAGGAAUGCACCACCACCGGAUUCUAUUCGACAAGUACCAUCCUGGUUACUUUGGAAAAGUCGGUAUGCGUUACUUCCACAAGCUCCGCAACAAGUUCCACUGUCCGAUCGUGAACAUCGACAAGCUCUGGUCCAUGGUCCCUCAGGAUGUUAAGGACAAGGCAACCAAGGAUACUGUGCCGAUGAUCGAUGUCACUCAGUUCGGGUACUUCAAAGUUCUUGGGAAGGGGGUUUUGCCUGAGAAGCAACCAAUCGUUGUCAAGGCCAAGCUUAUUUCGAAGAUUGCCGAGAAGAAGAUUAAAGAGGCUGGGGGAGCUGUUGUGCUUACUGCUUAGGUGAGGAUUUUAAGAUUUUGAGCUGUCCUUGAUUUUGUUAAAUUCAAGAGAUUAGUGAUAUUGUUGGACCGUUUGAUAUUAUGGAUACUUUAUGUUUUUCUUAUAAAUCUAUUGGUAUUGGCUUAUUUAUGGCUU